This is a messenger RNA of Spea bombifrons (plains spadefoot toad), 1438 nucleotides long. RefSeq names its product transcription initiation factor TFIID subunit 7-like. The coding region runs from base 162 to 1196 and encodes 344 amino acids. Gene Ontology annotation, biological process: transcription initiation at RNA polymerase II promoter; RNA polymerase II preinitiation complex assembly. Gene Ontology annotation, molecular function: RNA polymerase II general transcription initiation factor activity. NCBI's taxonomy places the organism in Eukaryota, Metazoa, Chordata, Amphibia, Anura, Pelobatidae. Gene Ontology annotation, cellular component: transcription factor TFIID complex. The record is from RefSeq and is a predicted model, not a curated record. The transcript has 12 exons.
GACAAAAACGCUUCCGGUGGAGGAUACAAACUUCCUGCAAUAGAUCCUUAUUCAACAUACAGGUCUCGUUGGAUGUGAAGAUUUCGACGAUGUAGUUGUGGUUUCCUUUUUUUAUUUUAUUGCGCUACAGGUUUCUUGGAGGCACCAACGCACGAUUCGCUAUGGCUUCUACAAAACAAAAGACAUCAAGGAACAAAGAUGAUGCUCCUCAUGAGCUAGAGAGUCAGUUCAUUCUAAGGCUUCCACAGGAAUAUGCAUCCACUAUCAGAAGGAUGGUCCAGUCUGGAAAUGUCAAUGCAAAAGAUCGACUAUCUAUUGAAUUACAUCCGGAUGGUCGUCAUGGGAUUGUACGAGUUGAUCGGGUUCCUCUGGCUGCGAAGCUGGUUGAUGUUCCAUGUAUCCUAGAGUGUUUGAAAACCAUUGAUAAAAAAACUUUCUACAAGACUGCAGAUAUCUGCCAGAUGCUGGUUUGCACUGUGGAUGGUGAUCUCUAUCCCCCAUUGGAAGAGCCAACUGGGACAAGCGACCCAAAGGCCAGUAAGAAAAAAGACCGGGAUAGAGAGAAAAAAUUCAUUUGGAAUCAUGGAAUCACACCUCCUCUGAAGAAUGUGCGAAAAAGACGCUUUAGGAAAACAGCCAAGAAGAAGUACAUAGAGUCCCCAGAUGUGGAGAAGGAGGUGAAACGUCUCUUGAGUACAGAUGCUGAGGCAGUUAGUGUGCGCUGGGAAGUGAUCGCUGAAGAUGAGACCAAAGAGACAGAAAAUUUGACUGGUUUAGAUGGCUCUCCAGGCAUGUCUGGAAUUAAGCAAGGUCGUGGAUCUUCAGUGGAGAGGGAUGAGUUACGUGAAAUCUUCAAUGACAUUAGUAGCAGUAGUGAUGGAGAAGAGGAGCAAGAAAGACAAGAGGAGGAGGAUCUGAAUAUUAUGGAGACUGAAGAGGAGCAAAGAGAUCGCCAGGAUGGGGGUACCAAUCAAAUUGUGCUGGAGCUACAGAAACAGGUUGAGAAUUUACAGAAAAAACUACGUGAAACUCAAGAGAGGAGAAAACGUCAAGAAGAGCUGAUAAUGAAAGUGGAGAAUGUGGCACUGAAGACUCGUCUUCAAGCUGUGCUAGAUGAAUUCAGACAACAAGAGGACAGAGAAAAACAACAGGUGACGUCCUUGCAAGAGCAGCUUGAAGCAUUGAUAGAGAAGUAAUGAGACUGCAGUUUGGAUUUUUUUUUUGCCAGAACUAGAUUACUUUGACUGUCUGCUCUUGAGUCUAAAAUUCUCAGAUGAAACAUAUUUGUUGACCCUCCAGUUGCCUGUCACAAUUAGGGUUACUGUACCAGGUGUACCACCUUCCAAUAUUUGUGAAGUCUGCUGCAUUUGUAAAUGUUACUUGAACUUCAUUGUACAUGAUUUGUAGUGUCCUUAAUAAACAACUGCUUGUCAUUUUA